AUGUCAACGCCGUUCGGACAAUAUCUUCUUGCAUUAUACAAGCAAUGCAAACAAUUCAUCAUCAAUUUAAACUUAUGUCACUCUGCACGAAAGCCAGCAACAAAUCCAUAUGAUAUUUACACACAAAUUCUCUCAACUCGUGUAUAUAUCACUCUUGUCCUUAUGUCUAUUUCUAUUUAUACCUUUUAUCUGUCUCAAGUGACUAUAACAAGCACAAUCAACAUUGAACAUCCUACAUAUGAUCAAUACUUAAGUUUAUAUAAAGUUUACAAUCAAACAUUAUCAUGUCCAUGUUCGACUCUUUCUGUUCGCUAUGACCAAUUCAUUCGUAUCAAUGUUUCAUUCCAUCCAGUAUGUGAUAGUUUGUAUGUAACAUCAGCUUGGCAGAACUAUAUCGAUUCAUCGAUUCAUUUACAGAAUCUAUCGCCCCAUUUUCCAUCUACAAUUUCCCAUUCGUUUCAAGCUCUUGCUAAUCUAUGUCAUUUAGCUAAAAUGAUGCUAACGACUGGUCUAAGCGAUUUUAACGGUAAACACUUUAUUACUGGCAAACUUUUAUCAGCGGAUGCACUUUUACAGGAAAGUAAUGAAGCACUUCGAUCUUUUUUAUAUGGCAUAACCACGUCAUUUAUUCGUUCGAUUAGCUUGGUGCAAGAUGUUACAUAUGCUAAUGGAAUUGUUUCUGGUUUGUUAACUAUGCAUGCACUUGUAGUCGAGAAAUCUAUCGUAAAUAAUGAAUCACAGUAUAAUGUAGAACUUAUAUCGAAAAGAUAUUUAUCUGAUUCAGAAAACUGUUCAUGUUAUACUACAAAGCUGUGCACCCAAAAGACUUACAUUGAUGGUAAACAAUUAUUCCAUAUAUCAGGUAUUCUGUCAGGUUGUUCUAUUGUCGAAGCACUUUUGCAGUCUAAUCUUGCUUGUCUUUACAACCAAUCCUGUAUUAAUUAUGUUCAAUAUGCUCUUAAUUCAUCUCUGACUAUGAACGNGAAAAGAUAUUUAUCUGAUUCAGAAAACUGUUCAUGUUAUACUACAAAGCUGUGCACCCAAAAGACUUACAUUGAUGGUAAACAAUUAUUCCAUAUAUCAGGUAUUCUGUCAGGUUGUUCUAUUGUCGAAGCACUUUUGCAGUCUAAUCUUGCUUGUCUUUACAACCAAUCCUGUAUUAAUUAUGUUCAAUAUGCUCUUAAUUCAUCUCUGACUAUGAACGUGACAGCACUCGAUCCAAAUACAUCGAGCCAAUAUACGCCAACUACAACUCUUUUCUCUAUAGUUUCUCAACUCAUGAUCGAAAAAUUAACAAACAUAACAUCACACAUGAACUAUUAUAAUCAAUGUUAUCCAAAAACAUGUACUUAUACAUAUGUUGGCAAAACUAGUUGGUUUGCAUUGAUUACGAUUAUCGUUGGUGUUGUCAAGAGUAUUUCAAUCGUUUUAAAAUUCGCAGUGUAUCAUAUCGUGAAUUUCAUUCGUUCGUUUCGUCGACCUAAGCCUCCUGAACAGCAUAGAGUCACUCAACCACGUACUUUGGUGAGAGAUUACAUUGGUAAUUUAUGCAGAACACUCCGAGCAUUAAUUUUUAACUUGAAUUUGCUUAGCUCCGAGCAGCCAGUUGAUGAAUUUCAAGAACAAACGGAAAUCAUUUCAACUCGCGUGUAUAUUGUUGCUCUGGUUAUCUCAUUUAUUUUCUAUAGCAUUUAUAUAUCUCAAGUGACUGUUUUAAAACAAGUUGCUGUGCAAUCGCCUAUAUAUGACGAAUACGUCAAACUUUACAGAAAGCAUCUACAAUUGUUAACAUGUUCAUGUGAAAAUAUUGGUAUACAAUACGAUCGAUUCGUAAAUGUUACAGCCCGUUUUCAUCAAGUGUGUGAGAGUGAUUUCGUUACAGAUGCUUACUUUGCAUAUCUUUCUCAAACUCGUGUUCGCCAUUCUAGGUUUACAGGAGAAUCAUUUUUUCGUCUAGUGGCAAUUUGGUGCCGUUUAGCUAAUUCAAGUUUGACUACGGACCGUGCGACAUUUAGUGCUACACAAUUUACUACUAAUAAAGUUCUUCAUGUAGACUUUUUCAACGAACAAGUUCGAUCAUUGGUUAAUCUUUUCACUAUGUCAACGAUGAACACUUUUAGUCAAACGCUAGCCGUAGUGAAUCAGAUCAUGCAUAUCAAUGGAUUAUACAGUAUUUUAUCGACUGAGUCGAGUUUCACCAUACGCCAUAGGAAUGAAUCAUUGAGAUUAUUUCAAGGAAUUCAUCGAUAUGGUGGCCGACAUUGCUCUUGUCAGUUCACAACGGCUUGUACUGUAUCUCUUUUAGAACUCACCGGAUCACUUUUUGAUAUUCCUGGAUUGCGCACCGGUUGCUAUAUAAGCGAGGCUGCACUUCAGUCAACACUGCACUGCUAUUAUAAUCAAACAUGCUUAACUGAUGUACAUAAAAGUCUUGGCCCGACGACGGAAUUUAAUUCAACAAUUCUCAGGUCAGAGUUGGACAUAAAAUUUAAUGCUACAUCUCUCAUCAGUACCAUUGUGAGCCACAUGAUGAUCGAUAACUGGACAUAUACAGCAUCUCAUGAAAGUUUUUAUAACCAAUGUAAACCUUCGUCAUGUGUCUAUUCUUAUGAGACUAAAAACAGUCUCUUUGAUGUUGUUAUUGGUUUUAUAGCAUUGAUCGGUGGACUAACGAUGAUUCUUAAAUUUAUAAUUCCUCUUAUCGUUAUAAAACUACGAAAAAGAGUUUCAAAUCAUGAGCAAACGAUCAAUGAAGUAUCAGCUCUGUCACGGCUAGAGCGAAUUCACCGGCUGUGGAAUGAUAUAAAACACUGGAUGCAAACAUUUACUAUGUUUUAUUCAACAUCGCAAUUAAACGUGAGUCGUACGCAUGAAGUUCGAAACAAUAUAAUUGCGACACGAGUCUGCAUCGUUCUACUUGCUCUGUCGUUAUGUGGAUUCUUUUUCUAUACAUCCCAAAUAUCCAUUUUAAAAGUAGUUCAUACAAAAGAACCUUCAUACGAAAAAUAUUUAGAAUUGGAUAGACGCUUUCAUCAAACACUUUCAUGUCCGUGUACACAUAUUUCAAAUCGUUAUGACAAAUUCAUGCAGUUGAAAGUCGCGAAAUAUCACGAGGUGUGUCAAAGUAUAUACGUGACAUUUGACUGGCUCUGGCUUUUGGUCCAAAGCGUACCGGAAAACGUUUCUAUUACUCCAGAUGAUUUUCGCGUAUCGGGAGUCAAUUGGUUUCAAGCAUUAGGAUUUUUCUGUAAUUUAUCACGCACAACUAUCACUGAGGAGUUGAUCCGUUUCAACAGUCGGACUUUCGUUACAAGCCAUGUGUUGACCUUGGACUUGUUCAAACAGCAGUCGCAAAAUCUGAUCGAUUCCUUUAUGCUUUCAAUGACAAAUAGUGUUUCACGUGCAAUGCAGAUAAUACGCGAUAUUAUUCAAAGUAACGCUCUAACAUCCAGUCGCAGUACAAAUGUGUUAAUAAAUCUGAAUAUUACAGAUGACCACGGUAUUUUUCUUGAAUUCAGUUUCAAAAAAAUCAUGAAUCAUCUAUCACAGGAAAGUUGCUCCUGUAAACGUACACCUUUAUGUGUUGAAGUAUUAAAUGUUUAUUCUAUAAAUUCGACCGGUAUUCAACUUCCACCCAAACUAUUUACUGUGCCUGGCGUUCUAAGCGGUUGUUUAAUUGUCGAGGCACUUCUUCAAUCAAAUCUUGUUUGCUUUUACAAUCAAUUAUGCAUUAAUGAACUUCGUCAAGCUCUCAAUAUAUCUAAAACUCUUGAUACUGUGGCACUUAAUCGAAACAUAUCAGUUCAGUAUAGUCCGAAUACGACUCUCCAAGAUAUUAUAUCUGAGCUAAUGGUCGAUCAAUGGAUAAAAAUAGUAUCUCACAAAAAAUAUUAUGAACAAUGUUAUCCUGAGAUGUGCACAUAUACUUAUAUCGGGAGGAACGAUUGGAUCGUUGUACUAGCAUCCAUUAUCGGUAUUUAUGGUGGUGUGGCAAGUAUUUUGCAAAUAGUAGUUCCCGUAUUGGUCAAAACAUUUCGAUCGUGCCGCAAGCGACAUGUGGUGUCGGUUGUUGUUUCGUGA
Molecule: messenger RNA, 4080 nt
Organism: Adineta ricciae
Lineage: Eukaryota; Metazoa; Rotifera; Eurotatoria; Adinetida; Adinetidae
Source: the annotation of a GenBank genome assembly